Molecule: messenger RNA, 7719 nt
Organism: Plectropomus leopardus (leopard coralgrouper)
Lineage: Eukaryota; Metazoa; Chordata; Actinopteri; Perciformes; Serranidae
Gene: ptprub
Product: protein tyrosine phosphatase receptor type Ub
Biological process (GO): protein dephosphorylation
Cellular component (GO): membrane
Molecular function (GO): protein tyrosine phosphatase activity; protein binding
Source: RefSeq, a predicted model, not a curated record
ACUGUUUACCCUGACGUCAGUUUGCAGAACUAGCUCUGCCCUGUCUCCUUCAGUGUCUCUGAAACUCCUCUCAGUGAGAAUUUGGGGAGUAGAUGGGCUCGGCUCUACUACUCGCGCGCCCGGAUCUCGCGGAGUCAAUGAAAUGAUUUCUUCUGCACAUUUAAAGUGGACUAAAACAGCUACACGAUGAACACCUGCGCCUUUCUGCUCAUUUUGACUGUUCAGAUCUACGCCGAUGGCAUCGAGGGGCCAACAGCGGCAGGCUGCACAUUCGAAGAGGACUCGGACCCCAAUCUGUGUGACUUCACCCAGGGGGAGGAGGAUGACUUUGAUUGGCUGCUGUUUCGGACGUACAGUUCACCUUAUGCCAGCUCUGACCUCUUGCGUGGAUCCUAUAUGUUGGUGAACUCCUCCCAGCAUGCCGUGGGUCAUCGUGCUCAGCUGCUGCUGCAGACACUGAGUGAAAACGACACGCACUGUGUCCAAUUCAGCUACUUCUUGUACAGUCGUGAUGGCCACAGUCCGGGGGCUCUACGGGCAUAUGUGCGAGUCAACGGGGGUCCACUUGGCAGUCCGGUGUGGAACACGUCAGGGUCUCAUGCCAAGCAGUGGCACCAGGUUGAGCUGGCUGUCAGCACCUUCUGGCCUAAUGAAUACCAGGUACUGAUUGAGGCAACAGUUUCUAGAGAGCGGCGAGGCUACAUUGCCAUAGAUGACAUCAUGGUGCUCAACUACCCCUGCUAUAAGGCGCCGCACUUCUCCAGGCUCGGAGAUGAGGAGGUCAAUGCCGGGCAAAAUGCUACUUUCCAGUGUGUUGCUGCUGGACGAGCAUCAGAAGCUGAGAAGUUCUUGCUGGAGAGACACAAUGGGGACAUUUUAACAACAGCGUCAGUCAAGCACUUGAGUCACCGCCGCUUUGUGGUAUCCUUCCAGCUAGACAGCGUCCAGCGAACGGAUCAAGACCUUUACCGCUGUGUCACUCAGUCCCCCAGGGGCUCUGGGGUCUCAAACUUUGCUGAACUCGUUGUCAAAGUACCUCCAUCCCCCAUUGCGCCACCCCAGCUGCUGCGCGCCGGCUCCACUUACCUAAUCAUCCAGCUCAACACCAACUCCAUCCUGGGAGAUGGCCCCAUUAUCAGGAAGGAGAUUGAGUACCGUGCCAGCCAGUCUCCGUGGUCAGAGGUGCACGGAGUCAACAUGGUCACCUAUAAGCUGUGGCACCUGGAUCCAGAUACAGAGUACCACAUCAGUGUGCUCCUGACUCGGCCUGGAGAGGGAGGAACUGGCCCGCCUGGACCGCCUCUCGUGAGCAGGACCAAGUGUGCAGAGCCUAUGCGAGCACUGCGGGGCCUCACGGCCACAGAUAUCCAGUCCAGGCAGUUGUCCCUGCAGUGGGAGAAUUUGGCGUUCAAUCUGACACGCUGCCACACCUACUCAGUGUCCCUGUGCUACCGCUACACCACUGCGGGAGGCGGCGGAGGCCACAAUACCACCGUGCGUGAGUGCCUGGCAGUGGAACACAACGCCUCACGCUUCACGCUGCGUGAUCUGCCACCCUACCACGGCAUCCAUGUCCGUCUGUCACUGGCCAACCCGGAGGGGAAGAAAGAGGGCAGAGAGGUCACCUUCCAGACCGAGGAGGACAUUCCCGGAGGCAUAGCUCCAGAGUCGCUCACCUUCACCCCGCUGGAUGACAUGAUCUUCCUGAAGUGGGAGGAGCCCGUCGAGCCCAAUGGCCUUAUAACCCAAUAUGAGAUAAGUUACCAGAGCAUUGAGUCAUCUGAUCCAGGCAUCAACGUCCCAGGACCCAGAAGGACGGUGUCCAAGCUGAAGAAUGAGACAUACCACAUGUUCUCCAACCUCCACCCGGGAACAACGUACCUCAUCUCUGUCCGAGCCCGCACAGUAAAGGGCUUUGGGCAGACCGCCCUCACUGAGAUCACCACUAACAUCUCAGCUCCCACAUUUGAUUAUGGAGACAUGCCGUCACCCCUGAGUGAGACAGAGAGCACCAUCACUGUCCUGCUGCGCCCUGCUCAAGGCAGAGGAGCACCUGUCAGUACAUACCAGGUGGUGGUUGAAGAGGAGAUGGUAAAGAAAGUGAAACGGGAGCUGGGGCUCCAGGAGUGUUUCCCACUGCCCAUGUCCCACGGUGAGGCACAGGCUCGGGGCACGCCACACUACUACACAGCUGAGCUGCCACCCAGCAGUCUCCCGGAGGCCAGUCCCUUCACUGUGGGUGACAAUCACACUUACAACGGCUACUGGAACAGCCCUUUGGACCCACGCAAAAGCUACCUUGUCUACUUCCAGGCUAUGAGCAACUUCAGAGGGGAAUCCAGAAUAAACUGCAUCCGCAUUGCUCGCAAAGCGGCCUGCAAGGAUCACCGCAAGGCUCUGGAAGUGUCCCAACACUCUGAGGAGAUGGGUUUGAUUCUUGGGGUGUGUGCUGGAGGUCUUGUGGUCCUCAUCCUUCUGCUGGGUGCCGUCAUCAUCAUCAUUAAGAAAGGAAGGGACUACUACUCUUACUAUCCGAAACCAGUUAACAUGAAUAAGACACCCAUUACCUACCGGCAAGAGAAGAGUCAUAUGGGCUCCAUGGAGCGCAGUUUCACAGACCAGAGCACCCUACAGGAGGAUGAAAGAAUGGCCCUUUCCUUCAUGGAUGCACACACCUGCGGCACACGCAGUGACGCUCGUAGUUCAGUGAACGAGGCCAGCAGCCUGCUGGGAGGCUCCCCGAGGCACCAGUGUGGACGUAAAGGCUCCCCGUACCACACAGGGCAGCUCCACCCGGCCGUCCGAGUGGCUGACCUUCUCCAGCACAUCAACCAGAUGAAGACUGCCGAGGGCUACGGCUUUAAACAGGAGUAUGAGAGCUUCUUUGAUGGCUGGGACUGCACAAAGAAGAAGGACAAAACCAAAGGGAGGCAUGACACCUUGUUGGGAUACGACCGCCACAGAGUCAAGCUCCACCCUCUCCUGGGAGACCCCAACUCAGACUACAUUAACGCUAACUACAUUGACAUUCGGAUUAACAGGGAAGGCUACCAUCGAUCCAACCACUUCAUCGCCACUCAGGGACCUAAGCAGGAGACUCUGUAUGAUUUUUGGAGGAUGGUGUGGCAAGAAAAUUGUUUCAGCAUCGUCAUGAUCACUAAGCUGGUGGAGGUUGGCAGGGUGAAAUGCUGUAAAUACUGGCCCGAUGACAGCGAGAUGUAUGGUGACAUCAAAAUCACUCUGCUUAAAACAGAGACACUGGCUGAAUACACAGUCCGCACCUUUGCCUUGGAGAGGAGAGGAUACUCAACUAAGCACGAGGUGCGUCAGUUCCACUUCACAUCCUGGCCUGAGCAUGGGGUGCCCUAUCACGCCACUGGACUGUUGGCCUUUAUACGAAGAGUGAAAGCCUCAACACCUCCUGAUGCUGGCCCUGUGGUGGUCCACUGCAGUGUGGGGGCGGGCCGCACCGGCUGCUACAUCGUGCUGGAUGUCAUGUUGGACAUGGCCGAGUGUGAGGGCGUGGUAGAUAUCUACAACUGUGUCAAAACCCUCUGCUCUCGACGCAUCAACAUGAUCCAGACGGAGGAGCAGUAUAUCUUUAUCCAUGAUGCCAUCUUGGAGGCCUGUCUGUGCGGAGAGACGGCCAUCUUGGUGAACGAGUUUGCAGUCACUUACAAAGAGAUGCUGCGAGUUGAUUCCCAGAGUAAUUCGUCACAGCUACGGGAGGAGUUUCAGACGCUCAACUCUGUGACUCCCCACUUGGAUGUGGAAGAGUGCAGUAUUGCUCUGUUGCCCAGAAACCGAGAGAAGAACCGCAGCAUGGAUGUUCUGCCACCUGAUCGCGCCCUUGCCUUCCUGGUUACGACAGAAGGGGAAAGCAACAAUUACAUCAACGCUGCUCUGGCCGACAGCUUCCAUCGGCAGGCUGCUUUUAUUGUGACCCCUCACCCUCUGCCGGGCACCACGGCUGACUUUUGGAGGCUGGUCUUUGACUAUGGCUGCACAGCUGUGGUCAUGCUCAACCAACUCAACCAGUCAAACUCCGCUUGGCCAUGUGUUCAGUACUGGCCGGAGCCUGGUUUACAGCAGUACGGGCCCAUGGAAGUGGAGUUUCUGUCCAUGUCAGCAGACGAGGAUGUCAUUACUCGUCUGUUCCGGGUCAAGAAUGUCACAAGGCUCCAAGAGGGCCAGCUGGUGGUGUGUCAGUUCCAGUUCCUGCGCUGGUCGGCGUAUCGAGAUGUUCCCGACUCCAAAAAGGCUUUCCUUAACCUGCUGGCUCAAGUGCACAAGUGGCAGAGGGAGUGUGGAGAAGGACGCACUGUUGUCCACUGCCUUAACGGUGGCGGUCGCAGUGGGACCUUCUGUGCCUGCAACAUUCUGCUUGAGAUGAUCCAGUACCAGAACAUGGUAGACAUCUUUUAUGCUGUCAAAACUCUACGCAACUGCAAACCCAACAUGGUGGAGUCCCUGGACCAGUAUCGAUUUUGCUAUGACCUUGUCCUGGAGUAUUUGGACUGCUUUGAAGGUAGAUAGCAACCAAAUGUUUACCACAGCUGCAGUAUCCCAUCUGCUGGAGAUUCGAUUUAAGGCCGCCUAGUGACCCCUCUAUUUUAAUGUUUGGACCUACGGACUUGGCAGUGAAAAGACUGCAAAGGAAGAAGAGGAGAAUAAAAAAAAAAACAUGGUCAAGGUUCUAACUUUUAACCUUUAAUGUACAGUUGUGACUUCCUCCUUGUUGGUGAUGUUUAUCUCUUUUGAUAUUUUUUUUUUGUGCUUUUCUCAAUCCUCUUUGCCUCCGGACUAAAGCUCUUUUGUGCUAAGGGUUUCUGUAGCAGUAAAACAAUAUUCUGAGCUACAAAACGGAUCUGUCUGUUCUGAAGAAGAGUCACCUUGGCUAUGUUUCAUUGUUUUAUUCAAACAGCAAGGGGUCUGGAUGAAUUUCCAGAGUUACAGCAGAAUUAACGUGGAAGCAUUUUCGUCUCUCUCAAGAGCUACAUACAACAGCAGUCCACUGUGGUGGUGGCAUGACUUAUCUACCAUACCAUAAACUGCCUUAUUCUCUGAUGAUUGGACAGAUUUAUUCAAAGCAGUGAAUGAAUCUGGAAGGUACUGGUGUAUAAACGGCGACAAGAGAUUUUAUUAAAAGACCCGCAGCAUUAGGAUAGAGCAGCCCAGUCCUCAGCAGUAUUGAUGCAGAAACUGUACAGUUGUGCAACGUGUUGUAUUUUGCCAUAAUGUUUGUGCUGGAUUACCAUGUGUGCUAUAGGUGGACAUUUCCAGGGACCACAGCUCUGGGCCUGGUGCCACCACUGGAGAUUCCUGUCUCAUUACUGUCACAGUGCCAAUCCCGUUGACUGACUUGAACCCUCUCUUUACUUUGCUCUACUGCUUCAUCUUGAUAUAUGCCUACAAACAUACAGUAUGUACUGCGUCAGCUAAUGUUCUCACUCCAAAGUGAUUGUUUGUAUUUUAUACCUAGUGGGGAAGAAAAAAGGAGCAGGGGACGCUUUCAGAAAUGUAUUGACAUGCCAUAGUGUUGGUGUGAAAAUAAUGUUCCAUUUAUGCUGAUGUGAAGUGUCCAAAGCAGUGCUGCAUUACAGGUUUGAGUCUGUAAGUCCUUUUACUCCUUUAUUGUCUGAGGCGUUUGGUUGUACUAUAAACUGUUGCAGCAAGCUAAACCAGUUUAUCACAGCCCUACCAGGUGGGAGGUUCAUUUUGACAAUUUUACAUGAAUAUUAGUUGUUGUUCCUAGUGGUGUAAAAUAAAUAAAGUAAAUAUAUAUAAAUAUAAAGGGGCAUUAACAUUGUGCAGAGAGGGAAAAAGAAAUAAUACUUUGCAUCACCACUGGUGAUUGGUGUCUUCACAAUUUUUAGCAUCUUAAAGGGGAUCUAUUUUGCUCACUUUUAGGUUCAUAUAUGUAUCAUGUUUAUAUGCUUUAAUGUUUAAGAAAUCCCUUAAUCUUCCUCCUACUGUCUGGGCUGGACUUUUGAAAUAUUAUCAGACCCAAAGGAUCAAAUCUCAAUAGUGAAACGAGUCAUUUCGUGGGGACUGUGAUGCUCAUAAAUGUAUCUACUGAUUUACAAAUGUCUUUUCCAAAUGUAACUCUGUGGGGAAAAGUCUUUUGGGCCCUAUGGCAUCCAAUGACAGACCUGGAAGUUGUAAUUCUACAUUUGGCUACUACGUAAAAUUGGCUUCAGAGCCUGGUGUUCAUGGUGGCUUGGUUCCAGCAGGAAUAUAAUUCAAAAUCUGGAAGAAAUUAACAACAAUGACAACCAAGAUUGCAUGUUUCCCUGACGUCAGCAUGUAGCUACAUGUAGGCUUUGUAAUGUAAAGACUCACAGUUAUGUGCCGUAGAGCAGAUGAUCGCAUAAAGAAAUAUAUCACAAGCUGACGUCAGCUCGUCUCGAAAGUAGAAAUCCUAGAAAAGUAUUGAGAACUGUUUGAAGCCUAAAGGGUUUUUUUGUACUUAAAUUACUUUCACAUACAUUUACCUCAUGUUUUGAAACUUAAGCCACAUUUAAUUUAACAUUUGAUAUUGUAAAAAAAAAUAAAGAAAAGCACAAUAGGUCCCCUUAUGGUGAGGAGGAAUAAUUAAAAACAGUUGCCCACAGACCCUGCUGUUUAGCCAUCACUGACCUGAUGGAAAGACAAAAUCCAGUUUUUUAACCUACCAGCCAAUGCCUGGAGACCCCUGAAACUGUUAAUGCCUGAGUCACUGGGAAAAAAAAAAAAACAGGCAGGCUGGCAUGCGUGAUACACAUAAUGAUCCAAGUCAGCCUCUAAAAAAGAGCCAGGAAGCAAAUCUCUUUGUAUUUUUUAACAUUUUGCUCCAGAAGCAAGAAAAUAGCUUUUCUGCGCUCCAUUAUUGCCCUUUAAAAUAUGUUAUGCUCCACCAUAUCUCCUGCAACUCCUUUUUAAGUGCAGGUUUUCAAGGAGGGCGGUAAAGGUUUAACUCCAGGAUCUGCCCUAAUAAACAAGGAGAGGCACCUUGAAGCCCACAGAUACGGAGAAAUGGCAGCUAGGCGAACUCUGCUGCUGUAGUUCGCAGCUCACAGUCUGGUUCAGGUGGGAGCACCAGAAUAUGUGAGGAAUCAAACAAAACACCAACAUCACCCGGUUCCCACAGGUUCACUGAUAGAGCAGCUUGUUUUUUUUAAGGAUGAAGAGUGAGGUAGCUACAGUGUAGUCAGCGAUCUGACCAAGGAUCACUGGAGGAAGUGCCUGGACACUUUUUCUCGAGGGUACAAGGAAUGUGUACAUACAGAUGUAUAUUAUGUUAUGUGAAUACUAUGUGAAUAAUAUACUAUAUGUUUGCCGAGAGUAAAGACGUACAGUAAGUAACCACUACAUAACCACGAAGGUGAAUGUUCUGUAAAUGACCAUUUUGUGAGUUUAUUGCCAGAACUUUUAACAGACGAGUAUGAACUGAGUCUCCCUGAGUGUACGUUUCAGAGUAAAAAAGGUCUGUCAAAGCAUGAAUGACUUCAUUUUCUGCUUUGUAUUUCAUUCAGUUCAUUUCAGAAUAUCGUGAUCCGCAUCGUUUAUUUCAACCGCUGUUUUCCAGCAGCCACGACUGUGUGAGUGCAUUGUACUUUUACCAUUCCAAAGCUUUUUAUUAUGAACUGCUCUCUGAGUGGCAGUGACUGCCCUGAGAGCACUGUUGAUUUCACUUGUGUUUCCUGUAUGAACUGAUGGUACUUGACAUGACCGUUGUAU